Medicago truncatula (barrel medic) is the source of this 2472-nucleotide messenger RNA. Its product is annotated as lysine-specific histone demethylase 1 homolog 2. NCBI's taxonomy places the organism in Eukaryota, Viridiplantae, Streptophyta, Magnoliopsida, Fabales, Fabaceae. The coding region runs from base 1 to 2247 and encodes 748 amino acids. The record is from RefSeq and is a predicted model, not a curated record. The transcript has 2 exons. Gene Ontology annotation, molecular function: oxidoreductase activity; protein binding.
AUGGCAAGCUCGUCUUCUGAAUCUGUUUCGAGGCGUAUGUCUCUGAGAAAGAAAGCGAAUUAUCGUAGUUAUGAGGGAUUGCUAGAUGAUGAGCGAAUUGAUAAGAAGUUGCAUAGCACUUUGAAGAAGAUGGGUAAAAAUACAGAUUUUCAGAAAGAAACCAACACCGAGGCUAUGAUCACCUUUUCACUUGGUUUCCCAAUGAAUGCUUUGCUUGAGCAUGAGGUUCAAUCUGGGGUUGUCACAAAAUUAGGUGUGAAAGAGCAAAACGAUUAUGUUGUUGUGAGGAAUCAUAUACUGGCUCGCUGGAGGGGGAAUGUUAUGAGUUGGUUGACGAAGGAACAGAUUAAAGAAACUGUGAGCAAGGAGUUUGAAUAUUUGAUUAAUUCUGCUUAUGAUUACCUUUUGCAUAAUGGCCACAUCAAUUUUGGUGUUUUGCGGUCAUUUACAUCUCAUUUUCCUGAGGCGACGAAAGGGACAGUUGUUGUUAUUGGUGCUGGCAUUGCUGGAUUGACUGCGGCAAGGCAACUGUUGUUAUUUGGUUAUAAGGUUGUCGUUUUGGAAGGUAGGAACCGUCCUGGCGGCAGAGUUUACACUCAAAGGAUAGGUAAUGAGGAUAAGUUUGCAGCCUUAGAUCUUGGUGGGAGCGUAAUUACUGGAAUUCAUGCUAACCCUUUAGCGGUUCUGGCACGACAACUAUCAAUUCCGCUUCAUACAGUAAGACCUGAUUGCCCUUUAUUCAAGCCGAAUGGGGAUCCGGUUGAUAAGGAAAUAGAUUCCAAGGUUCAUUUUGUAUUCAAUAAGUUGCUUGACCAUAGCAUGGACCUGAGGGAAAUUAUGGGUGGGUUUGCAAGUGAUACCUCACUUGGCUCAGUCUUGGAGACACUCAAAAAUUUAUAUGUGGUGGCUCAAACUACCAAUGAGAAGCAGAUGUUUGAUUGGCAUCUUGCAAAUUUAGAGUACGCAAAUGCUGGAUGUCUUUCAAAUCUUUCAGCUGCCAAUUGGAAUCAGGAUGAUCCUUAUGAAAUGAAGGGCGAUCAUUGUUUUCUUGCUGGUGGAAAUUGUAGAUUGAUAAAAGCUAUGUGUGAAGGAAUUCCUAUUUUUUAUGGAAAGACCGUCAACACUAUCCGAUAUGGAAAUGAGGGUGUUGAGAUUAUUGCUGGGGAUCAAGUCUUUCAAGCAGACUUCGCCUUAUGCACUGUGCCUCUUGGAGUUCUAAAAAAGAAGGUCAUUAAUUUUGAACCUGAAUUACCUGCAAGAAAGCUCGAAUCAAUUGAGAGAAUGGGUUUUGGGCUUCUGAACAAAGUUGCAAUGGUUUUUCCUCAUGUGUUUUGGGGGGAAGAUCUGGACACAUUUGGAUGUCUCAAGGAAAACAGUCAUGAUCGAGGGGAAUUCUUUUUAUUUUACGGUUACCACACUGUUUCUGGGGGGCCAGCACUUAUUGCGCUUGUGGCCGGUGAAGCUGCACACGCCUUUGAAACCACCGAUCCAUCCAUCUUACUUAAUCGGGUUUUGACAACUCUAAAAGGUAUUUUUCAACCUAAAGGCAUCAAUGUGCCUGAUCCAAUACAAUCAAUUUGUACGAGAUGGGGAAGCGAUCCCUUUUCUUAUGGUUCAUACUCUCAUGUCAGUGUGCAAUCAUCUGGUAAGGAUUAUGAUAUCCUUGCAGAAAACGUGGGAAACCGAUUGUUCUUUGCAGGUGAGGCCACUUCUAGGCAAUAUCCAGCCACUAUGCAUGGUGCUUUCAUGAGUGGCUUGAGAGAAGCUUCUUGCAUUUACCAGUUAACCUCUGUUCAGCAACCUUGUCCGAAGAAGUCCUUGUCUAAGAAUAUAGGACCCAACAGCGGUAUCCUGGUUAAUUUAUUCAAGAGACCUAAUUUGGAAUUCGGAAAUUUUUCUUUCAUAUCUGAUCCUUUAUCAGAUGAUCCACAGUCGAAGGCGAUUAUGCAAUUCACUUUUGGUGGUAAUGAAGAAAGUUACAAGGAGAUAGUACGCUGCUAUCCAGAUACCAAAGCGUUGCCAUUGAAGGUUUACACUAUUUUAUCCAUUGAACAGGUGGAUCGAAUGCAGGAAAUUACUGGAGGAGAUGAAACCAUGUUGUCAUAUUUGACAAAAAACCUCGGGUUGAAGCUAAUGGGUUUGAGCGCUUUACUCAUUGCCGGUAAUGAUGUAAUAGCUAGCGUUGCUGCCUCCCGAAAAGGUAGAUCAAGGAACCGAAAAAUUCCCCAUAAUCCAAAGAAGAAAUAGUUUGCAUAUAGGGGUGCUUGUUAUCCAGUUCUGACUUGAAGUCUUGUAAUAGAGGAUAAGCAAAUAAUUGGAUUUUACAAGCAAACUUGUUUACCCUACUUGUAGUUGUAUUGUAUCAUAUUUAUUUCAAAUUUUCAAUAAUCCCUUCAUUGGUUCCAACACCAAAUCAAGGAGAAUAUCAAAUUAAACAUAUUACAGGGUAUUAUGGUUUACAUUCUUAUUGAA